AUGGCAUCACGAAAUUCACAAACUGCUUCUAAUACAUUUAGUGUUAGUGAAAAUGAACCACAAGAGUACAGUGAAACAAAUGAAACAAAUGAAUCAAGCCAAUCAUUUACAAAACGCAGAAAUUGGCGUAGUGUAUAUGUUGAUGAUGAUCAAGAUCAACUCCAACAAUUAGUAUUACGUUUAUUCUCAAUUGUUUCUUCACAAGCCUUUUAUGAUAAUAAGCAAACUCGACUUUGUCUUUCUCGAGUAGAAGAUAUAGCAAAAAUAUGCUCUUACUAUCUUUCAAAUUCUGAUAAAGAACUUCAGCUUUAUGGCAAAGAUUUAAAUAAUGAAGAGCUAUAUGAAAGUAUUAAUACAUCAAUGGUUACAUAUGAUUUACUUGAAACUUCAGAUGAGAAUACUAAUAAUGGUAGAACUAGUGAUUUGGAAGAUAUUAAUGGAAGCAAAGAUUUGGAAAGUCUAACAUUAAAUAUUGCAGAUUUAGUAGAUUUGGCGUUGCCAGAAUUUUUAGCAUCUGGAGAUGCAGUAUUUUCUUCAGAACCUGUUACAACUAAUCAGGCUAGAAAUAUAGGUAAUAUGAAUUACAAUCCUAUUGAAUUAGCACGUCAAAUGGUAUUACAAGAUGAGGAUUUAUAUUAG
Molecule: messenger RNA, 639 nt
Organism: Cetraspora pellucida
Lineage: Eukaryota; Fungi; Glomeromycota; Glomeromycetes; Diversisporales; Gigasporaceae
Source: the annotation of a GenBank genome assembly